AUGGACUUGGAUGAUGAGGGAAGGUUACUGAAUGUAUUUUGGGCUGAUGCUCGGAGUCGAGCGGCGUAUGAGUAUUUUGGAGACGUAGUAACAUUUGAUACAACGUACCUAACAAAUAGGUAUGGGAUGCCUUUUGCUCCAUUCGUUGGUGUUAAUCAUCAUGGUCAGUCCAUAUUAUUAGGAGCGGGAUUGCUUUCAAACGAGGACACUGAAACUUUUGUGUGGUUGUUCCGAAUGUGUUUGGAUUGUAUGAAUGGUCGGGCACCCAAAGCCAUGAUAACCGACCAAGAUCGGGCAAUGAAGAGUGCUUUUGCCAUUGUAUUCCCUAAAACUCGUCACAGAUAUUGUUUAUGGCAUAUAAUGCGCAAACUUCCAGAGAAGUUAGGAUCUCAUGCGCAAUUCAAUGCGGGGUUGAAGAUUGACCUUCAGAUUGCAAUAUAUGACUCACAUACCAACAAUGAAUUUGAGGAGAGCUGGGGUCAAGUAAUUGCGAAGUAUGAUCUCCACGGCAAUAAAUGGCUUCAAUCCUUAUAUGAGGAAAGGUCUUUUUGGGUUCCAGCUUACUUGAAAAGUGUAUUCUGGGCUGGAAUGAGCACAACACAAAGGUCGGAAAGCAUGAAUGCAUUUUUCGAUGGGUAUGUCCAUUCCGAUACCACGUUGAAGGAAUUCGUCGACCAAUUUAAUAAUGCUCUUAGAAAGAAGGUGGAGUUAGAGACAAUGGCUGAUUUCAAUUCUAACAACCAAACUAUUCCCUGCGUGUCCCAUUUUAAUAUUGAGAAGCAGUUUCAAAGGUUAUAUACAAAUGCAAAGUUCAAAGAGGUACAAAGAGAGUUGCUGGGCCUAAUGUGUUGUAAUUGUUCGUUGGUAAGCACAGAAGGGUGCAUUUUAAAAUACCAAGUGUUGGAUGAAAUAUCUACUGAUGACCACAUCAAAACACUCAAUUUCUGUGUUUACUAUAACGAAGAGGAGGUGGAGGUCAAAUGCACGUGUGCACUAUUUUAG
Juglans regia (Persian walnut) is the source of this 1002-nucleotide messenger RNA. Its product is annotated as protein FAR-RED IMPAIRED RESPONSE 1-like. Bases 1 to 1002 code for a protein of 333 amino acids. The transcript has a single exon. Lineage: Eukaryota; Viridiplantae; Streptophyta; Magnoliopsida; Fagales; Juglandaceae. Gene Ontology annotation, biological process: regulation of DNA-templated transcription. The record is from RefSeq and is a predicted model, not a curated record.